UUUUCCAUUUGAUCCUUUAUCUGUUGCGCCUCUGCGGACCGGGGGGCGGGAUCUGUUCGUCUGUCGCACUCUAUUUUCCGUUACUCCCCGGCUCGAGACGGCCCAGAUCUGCUCAACAACUGUUUAUAUUGAAAAUUGUAAUUCUAAAUCCAUCAUUGUUUCCUCACAAAACUGAAGAGAAGAUGUCAGACGUUCACAGCAGUUUGUCAGCCCCUGAGCUUGACACACAACUGGAAUCCUUAUUUGUGCAACUUGAGGACGACAUCUUUCAUUUUGUAAAGAAUGAACUGAAAAGACACCAAAGAAUUCUGAGUUCAGCAUCUCAGUCGAAAGAAGACGACGUGUUGGACGGUGGCAGCAGAGAGGCGUUCCUGAAGAUCUUGCUGCACUUCAUGAAGAGCAGAAAGCAAGAGAAGUUGGCCAACCGUCUGCAGAGCAGUACUCUUGCUGCCGCUUGCCAGGCUGAACUCAAAUCUAAGCUGAAGAAAAAAUUCUCCUGUUUAUUUGAGGGCACUGCAAAAGUGGGAGACCCGGCUCUUCUAAGUCAGAUGUACACAGAGCUGCACAUCACACAGGGAAGGUGUGAAGACGAUGGUGUGGAACAUGAGGCCAGACAGGUUGAAAUUGCAUCAAGGAAACAAAUCCAAAAAGAAACUACAAUAAGUUGCAAAGAAAUAUUUAAACCCUCACCUGGAUCAUUCCAACCAGUCAAGACGGUGAUGAUGAAGGGGGUGGCUGGCAUUGGUAAGACGGUCCUUACACAGAAAUACACUCUGGACUGGGCUGAAGGCAAAACCAACCAGGACAUAGACUUCACAUUCCCAUUCACUUUCAGAGAGCUCAACGUGCUAAAAGACAAGCGCUACAGUUUAGUGAAGCUUAUCCAUGACCACUUUAUUAAAGUUAAAGAAGCAGGAAUUUGCAGGUUUGAAGAGUUUAAUGUUCUGUUUAUCUUCGAUGGUUUGGACGAGUGUCGACUUCCCCUCGAUUUCAAAGGCAACGAGAUCCUGAGUGACGCCUCGGAGGUGACCACAGUGGACGUGCUGCUGACAAACCUCAUCAGGGGGAAACUGCUCCCCUCUGCUCACAUCUGGAUGACCACGCGACCAGCAGCGGCCGGUCUGAUCCCGUCAGAUCUGGUUAACGUGAUCACAGAGGUGAGAGGCUUUAGUGACCCACAGAAAGAGGAGUACUUCAGGAAGAGAUUCCCAGAGGAGAAGCUGGCUGAACGAAUAGUUUCCCACAUCAAGACGUCCCGAAGCCUCCAUGUCAUGUGUCACAUCCCAGUGUUCUGCUGGAUCAUUGCAACAGUUCUGGAAGAGGCGCUGAAAAGCAAAGAAGAAGCAGAGCUGCCCAAAACGCUGACUGAGAUGUACAUUCACUUCCUGGUGGUUCAGGCCAAACUGACAAACAUCAAGUACCUUGGAGGAGCGGAAACAGAUCCUCACUGGAAUCCAGAAAACAAGAACACGAUUCUGUCUCUUGGAAAACUUGCGUUUGAGCAGCUGAGAAAAGGCAACUUGAUUUUCUAUGACUCAGACCUGACAGAGUGCGGCAUCGAUGUCAGAGCGGCCUCCGUGUACUCAGGCGUGUUCACACAGAUCUUUAGAGAAGAGAGUGGGCUGUACCAGGAGAAGGUCUUCUGCUUCAUCCAUUUGAGCGUUCAGGAGUUCCUGGCUGCUCUUUACGUCCAUCUGACAUUCAUUAACUCUGGAGUCAAUCUGCUGUCAGAAGAACAGCUGGUUUUCAAGACGUCCACAACAAGAAGUGCCGAAUCUGCAGUGACACACUUCUACCAGAAUGCAGUGGACGAGACUUUGCUGAGUCCAAACGGACACUUGGACUUGUUCCUGCGCCUUCUUCUCGGCCUCUCGCUAGAAAAGAACCAGAUUCUGCUUCGAGGUCUGCAGACACACAUAGAAAGUGGCCUGCAGACACAGCAGGAAAUUACAAGAUACAUCAAGAGGAAGAUUGAGGAGAUUCCCUCAGCAGAGAGGAGCAUCGUUCUGUUUCACUGUCUGAACGAGCUGAACGAUCAGACUUUGGUAGCAGAGAUCCAGGGGUUCCUGAGUUCAGGGAACAUCUCCAGUAGGAACCUCUCUCCUGCUCAGUGGGCGGCUCUGGUCUUCAUCUUGCUGACAUCAGACAAAGAACUGGAUGUGUUUGACCUCAGCAAAUAUUCAGCUUCAGAAGAUGCUCUACUGAAGCUGCUGCCAGUGGUCAAAGCCUCCAAAAAAGCUCAGCUGAGUGGCUGUAAUCUGUCAGACAGAAGCUGUGAAGCUCUGUCCUCAGUCCUCAGCUCUAAGUCAUCCAGCCUGAGAGAACUGGACCUGAGCAACAACGACCUGCAGGACUCAGGAGUGAAGCUUCUCACUGCAGAACUGAUGAGUCCUCACUGUGCACUGGAAACUCUUAGGCUGAGUCUAUGUAACCUCUCAGCAAGAAGCUGUGAAACUCUGUGCUCAGUUCUCAGCUCAGAGAUCUGCAGCCUGAGAGAGCUGGACUUGAGCAACAACAACCUUGAGGACUCAGGAGUGAAGCUUCUCUCUGCUGGACUGAAGACUUGUGCUCUGGAAACUCUGCGGCUUUCAGGUUGUCUGAUCACAGAGAAAGGGUUUGAAUCUCUGGCCUCAGCUCUGAGCUCCAAUCCUUCCCAUCUGAGAGAGCUGGACCUCAGCUACAAUCAUCCAGGAGAGACGGGGGUGAAGGUGCUGCUUGCUGGACUGGAGGAUCCAAGCUGGCAGCUGGACACGCUGAGGUUGGAGCCUUGUGGUGUCCAGUGGUUGAAACCAGGUCUGAGGAAGUAUUUCUGUGAACUCACUCUGGACCCAAACACAGCAAACAGAAACCUCAUCCUGUCCGACAACAACAGAAAGGUGACGUGGACCAUAAAAGACCUGUCGUACCCGGAUCACCCAGACAGAUUUGACUACUGCUGUCAGCUGCUGUGUGCUGAUGGUCUGACUGGCCGCUCUUACUGGGAGGUGGAGUGGGAAGGAGAGGAUCUGAUAUCAGUGAGCUAUGAAGGAAUAAAGAGGAAAGGCGGAGUAGCCGACAGCAGGUUUGGAGGAAAUGAGCAGUCGUGGAGUCUGUGCUGCUCUGCUGGUGGUUACUCUGUGUGGCACAACAACAGAGAGAUCGUCCUCCACUCCUCCACCUGCUCAGAUUCCAACAGAGUGGCAGUGUAUGUGGACCACGCUGCCGGCACGCUGUCCUUCUACACGGUGUCCUCUGACAUGCUGAGCCACCUCUACACCUUCCACUGCUCAUUCACUGAGCCUCUCUACCCCGGCUUUGGCUUCCUGUUUGGUUUCAGGGUCUGCUCAGGCUUUUCCCUGGCUCUGUGUUCAGUGGGCGGCUCUGUUCAGUUUAGAGUCUCCGGUGUACAUGACAAUGGUCAGACUGACAUCAGCCAUGUGUGAAACAAAUCAGCCUCACAAUGACAGAGACACAUUGGAGUUCUGAUAACUUUACAGUAUUUUGGCAUCUUAUUAAUAGCUUGGCUGAAUUGCGUUUUAUUGUGCUACUGGCGUCUCCUACCACUGCACCUCAUACACUUUACUGCUGUAAUCUGAAAGUCAGAGUUUAAAGUGUCUCAACUAUGAAAUGUAAUCACCUUUAAUUCCUUCAAAACACUACAUACCUGCAGUUGAUGUAAUAAAAGAGCAUCAUAGUCCCUAAGUUAGAGUAGUUCUUAUUAACUUUAUUCCUUCUUACAAAGACCUUUACAUAAUAAGUGAUGUUAUUUUUCACUUGUGUAAUCUAACUUAAAGCAACAUUUUAUUGUCUAAAACAUAAAUCUGUCUUUUCUUUCAUAUCAAACGAUAAUUAAAUGUUAAUAUUCAAUUUAAUUUUCCGGGAAAAUAAAUGAAAUAUUAGUAAAGUAGAGUGUAGUUAACAUAACGCUAGUUCUUUUCAAAUAAAUGCUUUAAUAAUACCUUGUUUAUUCUAGACUUUAUUGUAGACGUGUUAACACUGACAGAAUUGUGAUUAUUGACAUUUAAAGGCGUUUGACUUAGUCCGACUUGAUGUUAAUGUUUGUGUCUUUGCUUCUAUGCAAAUGUGACAAAUAAAUAAAGGACCAUUCAUUCAAAAACA
Betta splendens (Siamese fighting fish) is the source of this 4098-nucleotide messenger RNA. RefSeq names its product NLR family CARD domain-containing protein 3-like. Gene Ontology annotation, molecular function: protein binding. The transcript is spliced from 9 exons. Bases 183 to 3422 code for a protein of 1079 amino acids. NCBI's taxonomy places the organism in Eukaryota, Metazoa, Chordata, Actinopteri, Anabantiformes, Osphronemidae. The record is from RefSeq and is a predicted model, not a curated record.